Messenger RNA from Microtus oregoni (creeping vole), 1419 nucleotides. Its product is annotated as pregnancy-specific glycoprotein 22-like. The transcript has 5 exons. Gene Ontology annotation, biological process: T cell activation. The record is from RefSeq and is a predicted model, not a curated record. Gene Ontology annotation, cellular component: external side of plasma membrane. Bases 1 to 1419 code for a protein of 472 amino acids. NCBI's taxonomy places the organism in Eukaryota, Metazoa, Chordata, Mammalia, Rodentia, Cricetidae.
AUGGGUUCUCCUGAUGACUCUAUGUCCUCAAGUAUUAAGUCUAGCAAAUUCUCUCCUGCAGUCUCCCUUUUAACCUCCUGGCACCUGUCCACUGCUGUCCAUAUAACUACUGAGUCAAGUCGAGUGGUUGAAGGAGAAAACAUCCUUUUGCUUGUGCAUGAUCUGCCAGAUAAUACUAAAUCCUUAGUCUGGUUCAAAGCUCUAAGAAAUGCGACAGAAGAAAUUGCAGCAUAUGCACUGCCCUACAAUUUAAGUAGGCCAGGUCCUCUGUACAGUGGUAGAGAGACAAUAUAUCGCAAUGGAUCCCUGAUGAUAGAAAAUGUCAACCUCAAGGACGCAGGAUUCUAUAUUCUACAAACCUAUAACAGACGUAAAAAAGUCAUAUCAACAACAACCAUGUACCUCCAAGUGAAUGCCUUCCAUUGGAAUUGUGGACGUCUCGCUACCUCUGGCCAGCCCACUAUUGAAUCAGUGCCAUCCAGCGUUGUUGAAGGAGGAAGUGUUCUUCUAAUUGUUCGCAAUCCCCCAGAGAAUAUUAUAGCAUUUGCUUGGUUCAAAGGAAUGGUUGUGUUUAAGAGCCAGGAAGUUGCCCGAUACAUAAUAGAGAAGAAAUCAACAGUAUGGGGGCCUGCACAUAGUGGCAAAGAGACAUUGUACAGGGAUGGAUCCCUGUUGCUUCAUGGUGUAACUCAAAAAGACUCUGGGUUUUAUACUCUAGCUAUUCUGAGAACAGAUAUGAGAAGUGAAGAAGCACAUGUGCAUCUCCAAGUGGACCCCUCACAUUCUCUGUGUUGCAACCCUCUCACUCCUUUCCCACUCAUGAUCCAACCAUUGCCUCCAUAUGCUGUUGAAGGGAAUGAUGUACUUCUUUACGUUCAUAAUCUUCCAGAAGAUCUGCAAGGCUUUGCCUGGUACAAAUCGAUAUAUAGGGGCCAUGUCAUUAAAAUUGUAGAAUACAGCUCAGCCAUGUAUUCUCUCUCUUGGGAGCCUGAAUACAAACCAAGAGGGACAAUGUACAAAGACGGAUCCCUGAUGCUCCUGAAUGUCACUGAGGAAGAUGCAGGAAUGUAUGCACUAGCAAUUUUAAACAAAGAUUUCAAAAUAGAAGAAGCCUACGUGAAAUUUCAUAUAUACAAGAAUGUGACACAGCCCUUUGUGCAAAUCUCUGAUACCACAGUCACAGGACAAAGAUCUGUGAUCUUCUCCUGCAUUUCACCUGACACUAAUAUCUCUAUCCGUUGGAUCUUCAAUAAGAAGAAUCUGCAGCUCAAAGAGAGGAUGACUUUGUCCCCAACAAAGUGUGGACUCAAAAUAGAUCCUGUCAAGAGUGAGGAUGCUGGAGAAUAUCAGUGUGAGGUCUUCAACCAAGUCAGUUCGAAGAUCAGUCCCCCAGUGAGCCUAGCCGUCAUGAACGAGUGA